This is a messenger RNA of Candidozyma pseudohaemuli, 906 nucleotides long. RefSeq lists its product as uncharacterized. The coding region runs from base 1 to 906 and encodes 301 amino acids. Lineage: Eukaryota; Fungi; Ascomycota; Pichiomycetes; Serinales; Metschnikowiaceae. The transcript has a single exon. Gene Ontology annotation, molecular function: palmitoyl-(protein) hydrolase activity. The record is from RefSeq and is a predicted model, not a curated record. Gene Ontology annotation, cellular component: membrane.
AUGGGCCCGAUUACUAUCUUCAAAAAGCUCUUCUACCCGGUGAAAAUGAUAGCCUUGAUCGGCAUCUCCAUUCUGGGUGCAGCUCUCGUGGGACUCUACACGUUUCAGAACCUGCUUAUUUACCCUGCUUCCAUGAACGAUGGACAUGGCUACUGCGCUAGACCCGAGGAGUUUGGAAUGCCUGAUUACGAGGAUUUGUACUUGGAGACGGAAGACGGGGAACUGUUGCAUUGUUAUUGCUUGAAACACGACAGAAAGCUGCCUGACUACACCAACAAGACGGUGCUUAUCCUUUCUCCUAACGCCGGCAAUAUCGGCCACGCGUUGCCUAUCGUGUCGAUGUUCUACAAGAACUUCGGCUACAAUGUCUUUAUUUAUUCUUACAGAGGCUACGGUAAGUCUACGGGGAAACCUUCCGAGACUGGACUCAGACUAGACGCUCAGGCCAUGAUGAGUUACAUUGCUAAAGACGAACAACUCCUGGAAUCCUCCUUGGUUCUUUACGGCAGAUCUCUUGGUGGAGCUGUUGCCAUCUACAUUUCAUCGCUCAUGGGGGCCAGCGUCCAGGGUCUCAUUUUGGAGAACACCUUCCUCUCCAUUCCAAAGACAGUGCCCCACAUUUUCCCUUUCCUCAAAUACUUCACUAUGUUUGUCCAUCAGAAGUGGGAGCUGGAGCGCUUGGUACCACUCAUACCCGCUAACAUUCCUGUCUUGUUCCAAAGUGCCAGAAAAGACGAGAUUGUUCCUCCCAGUCAUAUGGACAGAAUCUACGAGCUCUCACAGUCGACCGACAAGACGUUUUACAAGUACACCCAUUCACAGCAUAACGACACUGUCGUGCAACCAGAGUACUGGGAACGUGUGCAUGAUUUCAUCAAGAACAAGGUGAAUCCGGUUGGCUACUGA